Molecule: messenger RNA, 1221 nt
Organism: Mangifera indica (mango)
Lineage: Eukaryota; Viridiplantae; Streptophyta; Magnoliopsida; Sapindales; Anacardiaceae
Product: probable E3 ubiquitin-protein ligase RNF217
Exons: 2
Coding region: 88-1020 (310 amino acids)
Biological process (GO): protein polyubiquitination; ubiquitin-dependent protein catabolic process; positive regulation of proteasomal ubiquitin-dependent protein catabolic process
Cellular component (GO): cytoplasm; ubiquitin ligase complex
Molecular function (GO): ubiquitin conjugating enzyme binding; ubiquitin protein ligase activity; zinc ion binding
Source: RefSeq, a predicted model, not a curated record
UAUAUAUUAAAAAUAAAAUAAAUUCCCUGCAAGUGUUCCUCAUAGAGUUUAUUUCGGUUUUGUAGAGUUCAUAGUGUUUUUAACAUCAUGGCACAAGAAUUGGUGUGUGACCCUGAUCUUGCUGUUGAUGAUCUUUACUUCUCAGCACUUUUUGAUGAAGAAAAUGGUGAUCAACAAGCUAUUCUCCCGGUUUCUGACUCCAAAUAUGCUGAAGAAUUGCAGUUCCAGGAGGCUCUCAUGGCUUCCACAGUCAGUUUACAGAUCACCAACAGGAGUGACAUCAUUAUUCCUUCAUCCGCUUUAAGGGUUGUUCAAGUAAGUGAAGACCACCACAACGUUCAGUUUUUGGACCACCAUGAGGAGUCAAUGGUGGAACUGGAAUCUGGUGAGUCUUCUCAAAGUUUCUGUGAGAUUUGUGCUGAAAGAAAAGAAGAUGAUGAAAUGUUUAAAACUGAGAGAUGCUUUCACUCUUAUUGUUUUGAUUGUAUAAGCAAACAUGUGGCUACAAAACUCCAGGAUAAUGUUAUCACUGUGACUUGUCCUGGUUUGAACUGCAAAUCCAUCCUGGAAUUUGAAGUUUGCAGGCCUUCGCUUCCAAAGGGCGUGGUUGAACUUUGGGAGCAGGCCAUUUGUGAAGAAAUGUUUGAUGUUUCACAGAGGUUUUACUGUCCUUUCAAGGAUUGCUCAGCCAUGUUGUUGAUUGAAAAUGAUGGAGCAGUUAUAACAAGCUCUGAGUGCCCUUUUUGCCACAGAUUGUUCUGUGCUCAGUGUUAUGUUCCAUGGCACUGUGGGAUUGAAUGUGAGGAGUUUCAGAGGCUGAGUGUGGAUGAAAGAGGGGGGGAGGAUCUCAUGGUGAGAGAGCUUGCCAAAGAGAAGAAAUGGAGUAGAUGCCCCAUGUGCAAAUACUAUGUUGAAAGAACUGAUGGUUGCCCACAUAUGACUUGCAGGUGCAAGUUUGAGUUUUGCUAUGGAUGCGGGGCACAGUGGAAUAUAAGUCAUGGUGGUUGCCAAAGGCAGUAGCAGACCAGACCAGACUCUGCAUUAUCUCAGUUAAGCUUUUAGUAAUUAGUUAUUAUGAAAGUGUUUUCUGAAGUCUAAGCACUGGCCUUUAGCCUAUUAUAGUAUAUUAGUAUAUGUAGGGCUUUUGGCUCUCAAUGUACAUCUUUAAACAGAGUAUUUGUGACUAUAAUCCAAUGAUGUCAAGUUUGUGAGAAGGUUCAA